Molecule: messenger RNA, 1193 nt
Organism: Sipha flava (yellow sugarcane aphid)
Lineage: Eukaryota; Metazoa; Arthropoda; Insecta; Hemiptera; Aphididae
Product: DNA-directed RNA polymerase II subunit RPB1-like
Exons: 3
Coding region: 249-1064 (271 amino acids)
Source: RefSeq, a predicted model, not a curated record
CGGUAUCGCCGCUUUUUGUUCGUGCCCGUUGUUCGUCAUUGUUCCAUUAUUGUUCAUCUUCCGAUAGUCUUCUACUUCUUCUCAACGUCUCCACCUUCUUCUACUACACCUCCAUCUCACUUCCUUAGCUCACUACCUAUUUAAGAUCAAAGCGCUCAGCGAUCGGGACACAGUUGCACUGCAGUGAUUUUGAAGAGACGCACUAGCACUUUCAAGAAUUCGCAGUUUUUAAACUUUUAUCCGUCAAUAUGAAGGUUUCGUGUGCAGCGGUUCUAUUAACCACCGUGGUGGCCGCCGUGACAGCGACGUCGUCAACUUCGGACAAAUCCAACGCCGUCCCGUCGCCGGUGCACCAGUCCGCUUCCUACCAGGGACCGGCGGCCGUCGCUUACCCGGGCCCGAGCUAUCAGUUCGCCGCCGAGUACAGCAGCCCGUUCGCCAAGUCGGCGUUCGGCCCCAAGGCCGUCCCGUCGUCGUUCGGCGCUUACCAACCGUACUCGCAGCAGCAUCAGCAGCAGCACCAACAGUACAACUACGUGCCGUACCCACAGUACUUCCCAGCUUCCGGUUACCCAGCGGCCGCCGCCGUUCCGUACCCGUCCGCUUACUCGUCCGCUCAGCCCGCCGCCGUCGCCGCGUCUUACCCGUCGCCGUACACGACUUACCCGUACGCCGCUCAACCAUACGCACCUCAACCGUACGCCGCUCAACCGUACCACGGCGCUUCCUACUCAUCGUAUCCCUUCUCAUCGUACAACGGUCAGUUCGUCCCUGCGUUCGCUUCCCCGUACAACGGUCAUUUCGUAGCCGCCCCCGCCCCCACGGCCACGUCGUACUCCGCACUGCCGUCUGCUUACCAGCCCCAACAACCGUCUUUCUUCAACGCUGCUGCCACCGCCACCACUGGCCAACAGUACAACCCUUCGCAUCAAUACAGCCCGUCUCAGCAAUUCCAGUCGCAACAGUACCCAGCUUUCAAUCCCAACCCGUCGCCCGUCGCCGCUGCUUCCGCAGCGUCCGCCGUCUUCGCUGAUCCCGCCAAGGCCUCGACUGAGAAGAAAUGAACAUAUCGAUCCGGAACAUUGACUCUAUUCACCUCACAUAAGACAUUAUAAUUACUAUUAUUAUUGUUUAUUUUAACUCUACCGCACUACUUAAUGCCAUAAAAUAAAGCAUAACACGUUUUUCGUAAA